Molecule: messenger RNA, 728 nt
Organism: Harpegnathos saltator (Jerdon's jumping ant)
Lineage: Eukaryota; Metazoa; Arthropoda; Insecta; Hymenoptera; Formicidae
Gene: mRpL30
Product: mitochondrial ribosomal protein L30
Exons: 4
Coding region: 167-682 (171 amino acids)
Biological process (GO): translation
Cellular component (GO): large ribosomal subunit; mitochondrion
Molecular function (GO): structural constituent of ribosome
Source: RefSeq, a predicted model, not a curated record
GCUGGCUCUGGCGCCACGCGAUAGCCGUGUUAGAAUUAGAUCAAAGAAGAAGGUUGUGUAGUGCAAAAGAGAGUGCAGAAGUCUAAUAUAUAUUCUAAUAGAUAUAUAUAUAAACGAAGAAAACAAAAUAAUUUCACGGAUAUUGGAAUAACAUUGAGAUCGAAAGAUGACGUCUCGGAUGAAAGUCUUUUGGACUUUUGUACGUCAUUAUGCUGCACCAAAGAGUUGGAAGCCAGAUGGUGUGAAAUACGGAUAUGUUACAUAUUAUCCAAAAAGCCCGAAUCAUGUUGAUCCAAGUAUCACACCAAGUAAACUUCUAAUGGUAACAUUAGUGAAACCUUAUAUGGGUAAUCCUUAUUAUCUAAAGGAUAUACUUACAAAACAAUUACGUCUUAAAGAACGGGGAAGAGAACCUGUAAUUGUUAAGAACACACCAGAGAAUUGUGCCUUACUUUGGAAGGUAAAGCAUUUAGUGAAAAUUGUUCCCAUAAAAUUGCCCGAAAAGUUGCCAACAGCAGAUGAUUUGAAUGGCACAUAUUUACACGAGAAUGGCACAUUUUAUGUCAUACCGAAAGUAGAUCCUGCACGUUAUGAAGCCACAGAAGAGUAUAUAAACGACCCGAAGAAGCUAAAUCGCAAUCUUAUUUCAGAAAAAUUGAGACUUAAAUGGUUAUCACAGUAAAAUAAAUACUAUAAUGUUGUUCAAUAAAAUAAAAUAAAAUUGCCAA